Messenger RNA from Scatophagus argus, 1453 nucleotides. RefSeq names its product isoprenylcysteine carboxyl methyltransferase (gene icmt). The record is from RefSeq and is a predicted model, not a curated record. Gene Ontology annotation, biological process: C-terminal protein methylation. Lineage: Eukaryota; Metazoa; Chordata; Actinopteri; Scatophagidae. Gene Ontology annotation, molecular function: protein C-terminal S-isoprenylcysteine carboxyl O-methyltransferase activity. Bases 145 to 1020 code for a protein of 291 amino acids. Gene Ontology annotation, cellular component: endoplasmic reticulum; membrane. The transcript has 5 exons.
GUCCUCGCACUUUAGUGUUCAAACCCUAAUAACCUUUAGUGAACGUUCGACUUGUUUUUGAUUUGUCUGGCUUUCCAUACACCCGGGAAAUGAGACGAGAGACUUUAGCUGUCGCGAGAGUUCCUGCAGCUCAGUAUUUCCAUCAUGGCAGGCAGUAAGUUGGUGUUAGAAGGAAGAGUAAGUAUAAACGCAUUUAUCUUAGGGCUCAGCGUCGUUGUAACCCCAUUGAUCAGAACCUGGUUUGGUCAUCUUGACUGGGUCUUUGAUUAUCUUACGGAAACUUCGGGGAAAAUAGCGAUUUGCAUCCACAUUGCAGUUAUCAACGGCCUUUUAUUAAUUGUAUACAGGGGACCUCUAUACAAGGUUGCUGUGAGGGCCUGUUUUCUGGGAGUUACUUUUGGCUGUGGCUUAAUUAUAAGUUUCUCUGAGACCACCUGGACACACUUUGGUUGGUACAUGUGCUCCCUGUCAUUCUUCCACUACUCUGAGUAUCUGGUGACAGCCAUCAUCAACCCUCGCAGCUUGUCACUGGACUCAUUCCUGCUGAACCACAGUGUGGAGUACACCUUGGCUGCCAUCUCAUCCUGGGUUGAGUUCACGGUGGAGAAGCUGACAGUUCCAGAGCUGAAGCAGCUGAACUGGUUGAGCUUCGUGGGUCUGCUCAUGGUGCUAUGUGGUGAGGGCUUGCGUAAGGCAGCCAUGUUGACGGCUGGCUCAAACUUCAACCAUAUUGUCCAGAAUGAGAAGGCUCAGAGCCACGUGCUGGUCACCAGCGGGGUCUACGCCUACUUCAGACACCCCUCCUAUGUGGGCUGGUUCUACUGGAGCACAGGAACGCAAGUCAUGCUGUGUAACCCAGUCUGUAUACUGGGCUACGCAAUAGCUAGCUGGCGGUUCUUCCGGGAGCGUAUUGAGGAGGAGGAGCUCUCCCUAAUCCAUUUUUUUGCUGAAGACUAUGUGGAGUACAAGAAGAAGGUUCCCACUGGGCUGCCCUUUAUUUCAGGCAUCCGUGUCAACUAAUCCUAGGAGAUGGAUGCUUGAUGUAACAGACUUGAAGCACUGAAGCAGGUCAGACCUGGUGAGUGUGUGGUGUCUGCCAUGGCAGCUGCCCUCCGAAGGGAAACCACACAGCUGGCUGAGAGCCUGUAGCUCGCAGACAUAGACGUGACAUCUGGGAUAGCAGCAGGGCUGUUGUUUUUCUACCAACUUCUAAAAUCCAGUUAAUGCCCUACAUUGUACUAUAUUUAUGCCAAUAACAGCCACUCCACCUGUUUCAGUGGUGUUUCUGUUUGCAUGCUUAGUAUUUUCACUGAUGACCUAUGUUAAAGGAACUGGGCCAUUAGGUAUCAUCUAUCAGCAGAAUUAAAUGACAGUUUUCUGAUGUUUUAAUGACAAUGGUUUGGAGACAUUUGAAUUACAUAGGUAAUUCACUAGAGAGAAUUUUUUUCCUUAU